Suillus fuscotomentosus is the source of this 2280-nucleotide messenger RNA. RefSeq lists its product as uncharacterized. The coding region runs from base 1 to 2280 and encodes 759 amino acids. The record is from RefSeq and is a predicted model, not a curated record. The transcript has 9 exons. NCBI's taxonomy places the organism in Eukaryota, Fungi, Basidiomycota, Agaricomycetes, Boletales, Suillaceae.
AUGGGUGCUUGUGAGUGUAUGGGCGAGUUAUGCGAAGAAUGGGAUUUGGCCCAGUGGCUCGUAAAAAACCUUGGUCAGAACCAGACUGAUGAGUUCUUGAAGUUACCAAUAACACAAAAUCGCACUAAAGUCUCCUUUCAUAACAACCGCUCGUUCUUGCAGAGGGUUGACCAACUACCGCAUGGACCAGAUUGGAGCUGCAGGAAGGUUACCGUGGGCGGUAACCAUGAUGAUGAGAACGGGGUACCAUUGCAAGAGGACGUCGAACUUUGGAGCCGUGAUCCUUUGGAGUGUGUCAAAGAGCUUAUCGGCAACCCUUUGUUCAAGGAGGAUAUUGUGUACUCACCUGCCAGAGCAUAUGCAGAUGCUGUGGGGCAACACAGAGUGAUCAAUGAGAUGUGGACGGCAGACUGGUGGGGUGAGACACAAAAAGCCUUGCCCAAAGGUGCGACUAUAGCACCAAUUAUUCUAUCGUCAGACAAGACCUGCUUGUCGCAGUUCCGAGGGGACAAGUCUGCAUGGCCGGUGUACAUGUCUAUCGGCAACAUAUCUAAAGCAAAAAGGCAUCAAGCAUCAGCACGAGCAACUGUCCUCAUCGGUUACUUACCUGCAGGAAAGUUGGACUGCUUCACCUCGGAUGCACACUCCCUGGCCAGAUACAGGCUGUUUCAUCAUUGCAUGAGUCUACUCCUCCACCCUCUCAUAGCCGCAGGACGAGACGGUGUUGAAAUGGUCUGUGCGGACUCGCAGAUUCGGCGUGUCCACCCCAUACUGGCUGCGUAUGUCGCCGAUUUCCCGGAGCAGUGCUUGGUAUCUUGUUCCAAGGAGAAUCGCUGUCCAAAGUGUCUGGUAUCAGCAAAUGAGCGAGGUGAUGGACUCACCUCUGUGAAUUGUGACCCAGAGUCAAUGAAAGAUACUCUGGAAAGGCGUAAGUUAGGUCAGCAUCCUCUGGAAUUUGAGGAAAACGGUCUACGUGCCAUUUAUAAACCUUUCUGGGCCAAUUUGCCUCAUUCCAACAUCUUCCUGGCAUUCACUCCCGAUCUUUUGCAUCAACUCCACAAAGGAGUAUUCAAGGACCAUCUUGUGAAGUGGUGUGUUGACAUUGUCGGCGAGGAAGAGAUGGACGCGCGAUUUAAGGCGAUGCCGGAUUAUCCGGGGCUCCGUCACUUCAAGAAAGGUAUAUCGGCUGUUAAACAAUGGACCGGAACUGAGCAUAAAGAAAUGCAACGAGUGUUUGUUGGGUUACUCACUGGAGCGGUGCCUAGGUCCGUGUUUGACGACUCUUUGAAGACCAUCCGUGUCUUGGUAGUUGCGCGUUCAAUUAUUGACUUUUCCUAUUACGCGCAGCUGCAAACUCACACCAUGGACAUGCUCAAAGCCCUACAGACUGCCCUGGGAGUCUUUCAUGCCAACAAAGAUCAUUUCAACAUACCGAAGUUACACCAAUUAACUCACUAUGUUGAUUCAAUCACAUUGUUUGGUGCCACUGAUGGCUUUAAUACUGAGCUUCCCGAACGCUUGCAUAUCGACUUCGCGAAGGACGCUUACUGUGCAAGUAACAAACGUGAUUACAAGGAACAAAUGGCUUUGUGGCUUCAGUGGCAGGAAGCUGUGUUUUUGCGUGGUGCGUACCUCGAUUGGAUAUCGCAACAACCUCUCUUGGCAGGUCAUGGAGAGCAUCAUACAUUUGACUCAGACUCAGACUCCGAGUCUGAAGAAACAGACUCCCAAGUUCCAGCAUAUCCUCACCAAACUGUUGCAAGGAUUAUGACAGCCUAUGGCGCCACUGAUUUCCUCACUGCUCUCCAAACUUUCCUUCGCAAGAACCUCCCGCACAACACCAUCAUACCUAGCCUUUAUGACCGCUUUGACGUUUAUCGUCAUGUGGUCAUCAUAGCGCCGCCGGAUCGACGAGUCAGCGAUACACCUAAACGGUGGCACGUUAGAGCAACGCCUGAAGUUGCUGCAUCAGGGCGGAAUCCUGGUCAUCCGGCUUGUUUUGAUAUGGCACUUAUAUCAGACAGGCCUCAGACCCUCGCUUAUAUCGAAUGGUUUACGCCAUUCAGACCUCCAGAUCCCCCCUCUCAAAUGCGACAGGUCUCCCGCUCGACAUGCCAACUCCGCCGCAAUACGGCAGUAAUCCAUGUCGACGAAAUGAUGGGCCAUUCAGUGGAUGCGAGGUUGAGAAGUGGAAACGGAUAUGAGGUGGCAAGUGAUUUUUAUUUUAACGAGUUCAUUGAUGGCGAGAUGUUCGGUGUGUCUGUCAUAAGUAGUUUGUAG